AUUUAGAACAGAUUGAAAAAGAAUUUUCCGACCUAAAAAUUAGUCGUUAUGAUUAUGAUGAAUUUUCUGACUUUAGGAAAAUUAGAGAAAGUAGAUUUGGGAUGACAGUGUAUAAAUCCAAAUGGAAAAAAAGAAAUUUUGUAGUUGUUCAUAAAAGCGUUUGCCAAAAAUUGUUUAGGUGGUAUCAUAUUUUCGAUUUAUCCGAUUUCGAUCCUAAAUGUUUAAACGAAGAAGAACAAAAAAUUAUGAAAGCAUUUAUGAAUGAUAAUAAGACGGAAAUAUUAGAUUCAAUAAAUCGUGAACACAAAAUAUAUACGUCUAAAGUCAUUGAAACUCAGAUGAUUUCAAAUGCUUUAAGCAUGCAGUCUGGUGGAUU
Molecule: messenger RNA, 376 nt
Organism: Dentiscutata erythropus
Lineage: Eukaryota; Fungi; Glomeromycota; Glomeromycetes; Diversisporales; Gigasporaceae
Source: the annotation of a GenBank genome assembly